Messenger RNA from Salvia miltiorrhiza (redroot sage), 2874 nucleotides. RefSeq names its product putative disease resistance RPP13-like protein 3. Gene Ontology annotation, biological process: defense response to other organism. The record is from RefSeq and is a predicted model, not a curated record. The transcript has 3 exons. NCBI's taxonomy places the organism in Eukaryota, Viridiplantae, Streptophyta, Magnoliopsida, Lamiales, Lamiaceae. Gene Ontology annotation, molecular function: ADP binding. Bases 114 to 2768 code for a protein of 884 amino acids.
UAUGUGCUGCAUGCCAAAAAAGUCAAUGAAAAAUAUAUUAUUAAGCCAACUUCAACCGACUAAACUUGAUCUACCUAAAAGAUCGAAGAGGCUGAAAUCAUUGACAGAUCGAGAUGGCGGCGGAGGCGGCAGUGUCCACGGCGGUGCUAAAGCUGGGCGAUUUGCUGACGCGGAAGGUGGAUCUUCUACGAGGCGGCGGCGUCAUCGGAGAGGUCCAGCAGCUGAAAGAUGAGCUCAAAGGGGUGCAGUGUUUCCUCAGAGACGCAUCGGGAAAGCAAGCCGACGACGUGGCAAUACGCGAUUGGAUAGCCGAGACCGGAGAGGUGGCUCACGACGCCGAAGACGCCGUCGAGGUAUUCAUUUUCAAGGUUGAGAGAGCAAGAAUUGUGCUUGCGAGUUUCGCUUCCUCUCUCAAACAUAAGUAUCUCCUCAAAAGGUUCAGUAGAUCGAUCAAUUCCAUCCGGAAAAGGCUCCGCGGCAUCGAGGGACGACGUUCGAGUCUCGGGAUUCAAGAUCUUGGCGAGAGGCCUAGCGACGGGUUAGAGUCGCCAAAGAGAUUACCAAAAUUGUCUGAGUGGCAAAAAGACAAACACAUGGUGAGCAUGGAGAAAGACAUAGAACUGGUGCUUGAAAAUGCAAUCUUGAAUGAGGGAGAUGACAUUUCCAUCUCCGGCAUCGUAGGCGAGGGCGGUACCGGGAAGUCUACACUUGCCAGGAUUUUAUAUAACCACGUAGCCGUGGCGGAUCGAUUUGAGCGGCGUGCUUGGGCUGUGGCUUCGAAGGAACGCAGGCCAAGAGACAUAGUGAAGGACCUAUAUUUGCAGGUUAAGAGUGGAGAAACGAUGGAAUGGGAAAUGAAUGUUUUGGAGGGAUUGGAAUUGUCGGAGCUUCAGCAACGGCUUUACAAACGGCUGGAGGGCAAAAGAUAUUUCAUAGUUCUGGACGAUAUGUGGGAUGACACGCACUGGAACGAUUCCCUCGCAGCAUGUUUCCCCGACGAAGGUACAGGCAGUAGGUUUCUGAUUACAAUGCAUACUCCAACUCUUGAAGACGACUCUGGAUUUGUUCAUACGAUGAAAUGUUUAGACUCGGACGAAAGCUGGAUCUUGUUCAUGAACACCGUAUCCGAUGGAAAAGGAGUAGAUCAAGAUUUGGAGGAUAUAGGAAGGCAAAUCUUGAACAAAUGCGACGGCCUUCCAUUAGCAAUCACCUUGGUAGGAGGCCUACUGGUAAAGCAGAAAAGGUCCAAGACUGAAUGGGAGAAAGUUCUAGAAGAAAUCGAGUCUCAUCUCAAUAGAAGCAGCAACGACGCCAUGCAAGCAAUACUGGAGCUAAGCUACCGAGAUCUAUCCGCAGAACUGAAACUGUGCUUCCUCUGUCUAGGCUUCUUCGAGGCGGGAGACACGAUCAACGCCCGAAAGCUCGUAGACGUGUGGAUUUCGGAAGGGUUCAUCCCUGAAGAAGGAGUGAAAACAAUGGAGGAGACGGCGAUGGCUUAUCUGGAAGAGCUGAUUGAUCGAAACAUGGUUCAAAUCAAGGACGUAUCCUUCGAUGAUCGCGUAAAGAGCUGCGUUGUGCAUGAUCUCGUUCGAGACCUAUCCAUCCGAAAAGCAGAGGAGGAAAUAGGGUUAGAGAUCGUAAACGAAGAUGGAGAAUCUUCAUCGCACAAACCCCGCCAUCGCGUCCUCGACUGCGGACAGGGAAGAUUCAACGAUUCCAUUUACGGAAACAAAGAGGUCCGGUCACUCGUGGUCCGGCGUGGGGCCCAGCCCUACCUCUUCACGGCAUCAUUCUCAUCUUACUGGAUGAGCUUCAUGCUCCUCAGGGUGCUCGACUUCGAAGGCUGUGUGUCAAUGACGCAGCUACCGGUUUCAAUAGGUGCAUUGAUCUCGUUGAGGUACUUGUGCUUGAGAAACACGGGCAUGCAGUAUAUCCCAAACUGGCUGCCUAGGCUCGUUAACCUCGAGGUUCUCGAUAUACGGGGACUCGUGUACAUCGAGUUGUCGGACAUUUUAGGAAAAAUGCGCCGUCUGCGCCGCCUCUACGCGUCCUCAUUCUAUUUCCAGAAGCCACCGGAGAUCACUAGUCUGAAAUUUCUCCAGACGCUGAGCUAUGUCAAUUUCUACGAUGCAAACAUAUACAAAGUGAAAGAUAUGACCACUCUUUCCGAGCUCGGAAUAAACCUAUUCCGAAUCUCGGAUUCAUGGCUGCUGUUCCACUCACUCGGGAAAUUGGAGAAUCUUGUGCAUCUCAAGUUGAAGUACUGUAAAACCCUAAAUCUGGACAUGCUCGGAUCCUUGAGCCGCGUCACGCGGCUCAAGCUUCACGGGGAGAUACCCGUUUUGCCCCCCUCCUUCCCUCCGAAUCUCUCUCAUCUCACUUUGGAUUGGUGUCGACUCAAAGAAGACGCCGUGCCCUUGCUGCAGAGCCUGCCCAAGCUGUCGCACCUCAAGCUAAAAAUCGCAUAUGAGGGCGCGGAGAUGGUGAUCUCGCACGAUGGAUUUCCGGCGCUUCAAGUCCUCGUUUUGCAGUCUUUGAGCAGACUAGAGAGCAUGCUAGUGGAGGAAGGUGGAAUGCCGGAGCUUAGGCGACUGGAGAUCAUCCGGUGCUCAUCGUUGGAGAGGCUGCCGGAAGAGAUGAUGAGGAAUCUUGAGGAGUUGAAGGUUGUGGCGAGCAAGAAGAUUGCAGCUAAGCUACGAGAUGAAGAUUCCCACAUGAUUUCCAAUAUUCCUUAUGUGCGAAUAAUUGGUGAUACAGGUUCAGAUUAACGUGUGGAAGAGUGAUAUGUUGAAAACAGACUAUGUAUAUACUUUCUUCAGUUUGUGAUAAUUUCUAUAGUAAUAAUCAUUCAUAUACUAUCUCUUGGCCCACUAG